AUGCGAAAAUUGACUCCAUAUUGUAAUCAUUCUGCAAAUACAACUUGCAUUCACUGCAUGGGAAAGGAUACGGACGGAGAAGCGAUUCGUUGGCUGUGCCAACAUGGCCCUGGUCAGAUGUGUCCGAACUGCGUGAAACUGAAAAAAGGGGAAAAGGUCGAGCUGGAGUUCUUAUGCCAGCACGGUCCAAAUCAAUAUUGCACAAACUGCCUUAAUACGGCGGAUCAUAGCAAUGUGAAGCAUCUAUCCUUCGAAGACUACCUAAAUCAGGAGAAGAAAUUAUGUACACAUGGUCCAAACCAGCGCUGUCCGCAUUGCACGAUGCCGACGCUUCCAUCCUACAAAGUAAAAAAGUUCUGUCGCAAUCAUCCUCCCUACCCUCGCGGUCUCUGCACGUCCUGCCAGCCGAAACCGUGCACCCUCGCCCGUCAAGUCCCCGUUUUUUUAUCGCUCUCACCUAGAAAUACCGUCAUGUCGAUAAUGUCCAAGUGGUCGACAAGAACCUAUCUCUACGGCCGCUACGAGCGCCUGGAAGGCACCCACGGCGUUCGCGAGAUCGCUUUCGUUUAUUCGCUUUACAUCCCCAAGCAGCGCUUCAUUAACGGAAAAAUCGAGCUCCUCGCCUCCGAUCCCUACCGAAAAGCCGCCGACGCCGUCGCUCGGCGCCUCGACCUCCGCAUCAUCGGCGCCAUCUACACGCGACCCUCCCAGAAAGAGCGAAUAACCGCGGGAGACGUCGACCUCAUCGCGAAACUCCAGUGGGGCGAGCGGACCCGCGGGGAUUUCUGCUCGCGAUUCGUGAGCGUGGUGGUGGAGCGGAAUGAAUCGCGGGAAAUCGAGCCUUUUGCCUACAUGCUUUCGGACCAGUGCAUGUGCAUGUACCGCGACGGAAUGAUCGAAUCCCCGCGGAAAGGCAGCGACUUGGUCCACGUGCGGAAUCGGACUCCCGCGGGGGAACUGCUUUCCGUGGUGAUUCGGAACGACGCGAAAUUGGGAAGCCAAGAAGUGACAGAAUUCGAGGCUAUUUUCUUCCUGGUGGAACUCACGAUUUCAUUGGUCCGCGCGGGGAAACGCCCGCUGGUGUUCGAGAAGAGCGAUUUUCCCGCGGUGAAUUCGGAGGAGGAAACGCACGCGACGCUUUUGAGUGGGAAAUUUUGGCGGGAAAGAGAAAUGGUGGAAACGCUGCGGAGCGGUCAGAAAAGCGAGGCGGCGAUGCGGCAAACCGCGGGGGAAGACUCGGUGGAGGAGGUGUGUCGGAGCCUGCGAGAGAAGAAGCCGUUGUCGAGAAAUGCGCUGCAGUUGUUGGAGGUGUUGGGAACGAGCGAGUUGUUAUGA
Blastocystis hominis is the source of this 1335-nucleotide messenger RNA. RefSeq lists its product as hypothetical. The coding region runs from base 1 to 1335 and encodes 444 amino acids. Gene Ontology annotation, cellular component: nucleus. Gene Ontology annotation, biological process: ubiquitin-dependent protein catabolic process. NCBI's taxonomy places the organism in Eukaryota, Bigyra, Opalinata, Blastocystidae. The transcript has 7 exons. Gene Ontology annotation, molecular function: ubiquitin binding; ubiquitin protein ligase binding. The record is from RefSeq and is a predicted model, not a curated record.